AUGGAAAAUCACACUUUCAUUGUGAAUGUUCUACUGAUUGAAGGGUUAAAGGUCAGCCCAUCGUCCUCUGUUCCUGCCUUCAUCUUCCUCCUCCUCAUCUACAUCUUCAUCAUGGUGUCCAACAUCGGUCUGGUGGUCUUGAUCUUCAUGGAUAGGAGCCUCCAUGAGCCCAUGUAUCUGCUCUUCUGUAACAUGAGUAUUAAUGAUGUGUUUGGGGCCAUAACAAUUAUUCCUCCCAUACUGAGUGAUGUGUUUACUCCAAUAUCAAAGAGGUACAUUCAUUAUACAAGCUGUGCCAUUCAGGCCUUCUGUGUUCACUUUCAUGCAUGCACCUCAUACACAGUGCUCAUGAUCAUGGCUUUUGAUCGCUAUGUGGCAAUCUGCAACCCAUUACGAUACGCCACCAUCAUGACCAACAGGAUGGUGGUCAGACUAUCAGUGGCGAACUGGGCUACAUCUUUUUUCUUUGUCACAAUCCUCAUGAGUCUUACCUACCGCCUGACACGCUGCAGGCAAUUCAUAAACAACCCGUUCUGUGACAAUGCCUCUUUAUUUAAACUCUCCUGUGAGAAUCUUCUCAUUAACAACAUCUACGGCCUCGGCAAUGCUGCAAUCAUCUUGGGCGCCUCUAUUGGCAGCACUACAGUCACCUACCUGAGAAUCGCCAUUGUGUGUUUAAGAAGUAAGAACAAGGCUCAGAUCAGUAAAGCUUUGCAGACCUGUGUUUCACACCUGGUGGUCUACAUUAUCCUGCUCUUGUCAGGUGGCAUCAUCAGCAUCCUCCAUCGUUUCCCUAAUUUAUCAGAUGAGAGGAAGCUGGCAUCCAUCAUGUUCCAUGUGGUUCCUCCUUCCAUGAACGCUGUUAUCUACGGACUGCAAAUCAAAGCUAUAAGACAGAAAAUGAUGAUUUUAUUUAAAAGGAAUAAAGUUUUUUAA
Molecule: messenger RNA, 936 nt
Organism: Labrus bergylta (ballan wrasse)
Lineage: Eukaryota; Metazoa; Chordata; Actinopteri; Labriformes; Labridae
Product: olfactory receptor 4E1-like
Biological process (GO): G protein-coupled receptor signaling pathway; detection of chemical stimulus involved in sensory perception of smell
Cellular component (GO): membrane
Molecular function (GO): odorant binding; G protein-coupled receptor activity; olfactory receptor activity
Source: RefSeq, a predicted model, not a curated record